AUAGUUUUUUUUUUUAGAGUCUAUCGAGUCUGCAUUUAGUCUGCAUAUGUCUAGAGUCAUUUCUAUUCAUGUGGGGGAUUGUUGGACCAAUUUAUUAAGCCCAAUGGCUUUAAUAAAAAAUUGGAAAUGAUGAAAAGAAAUGGGCCUGCGGGAGUUAACUCAAGAAGCCUUUCAUGACUUUAAUGAAGGAGUUUUAAAAACAUCCCACAUCGGUUACAUGAGGAGAAAACGAGCAGUAUAUAUAAGUGUAUACACUUACACUAGAUUAAACGGCUCAGAGGAAGAGAGAGCUCCCCACGCGCGCGCCGCCGCCGCCGUCCGGCCGGCUUGGCUCGGCUCGGCGUGGGCGUGGGCUUGGGCUUGGGCUUGGGCUUGGGCUUGGGCUUGGGCUUGGGCUUGGGUGGAGGGCCUUUGGCCCGAUAAGAAUUAUUCUUUUUGGACCAAGUUAAGCUCAACACUUUGCCAUUUAAAAUCUCAAAAACAACAUGCAUUUUAUUUUAAAACGACAAGCAGUUUGUCUAUAAAAUAAAAACGUCAUGCAGUUCAUCCUCUCGAGAUAUUUAAACGAGAUAAGAGAGAGAGAGAGCGAGUCUUGGAGAAUAAGUUUGUAACUUAAACUUCCCGAGAUCUUUGCCAAAUCCCCACUAACGUGCGCACGUUAUGCAACAGUUACGGGAAGUCGCUCCUCGUCCAUCCUUUUAAAUACAACUCAUCUCUCUUCUCAUUUCUCCAACUUUUUCCGUAUCAAAAUCCAACAGCAAAAAUCCCUCUGCGUAAGUCUAUUUUGCGAGAGUGUUUCGUAGAGUUUAUAGUUCGAUAGGGCGAUCACGAGUGAGGCGUGAUUCGUCUGCCAUGGUUUUAUCCUGGGACUCUAUAUUCGUACAGUUCCGUCUCACUAACGGAGCGAAUAUUUUGAGUUAAGGAAAGAGAUCAUAUCUCGACUCCAUGUCUCUUUGCGAAUACGAUUUCUUAUCGUUCUUGUAUUCGUCUUUACAUUCGUAUAUUUCCUUAACCUCGUUUCUUAUUUUAUCGUUUAUGUCAGUCCGGUUUUCCGGCUUUUACACUAUUCAUACGGGUCAGAUUGUUUUCUUUUACAACCAUAGCGACGACAUGUACGCUCGGUGUUUUGUUCUCUAUUACGAUCACAAGACGAAUAGACUCAUAAAUAGGCGGUUGUCUUAUGGUGCAUAAGUAGGGUUUCAACCGGUUUCUGCAAUGUUGCUUUCUUGUGAUUAUGUAGAGAAUGUUAUGUCGUUUAAAAAAAAAAAAAAAAAGAAUAAGUUUAUAUUGCAUGGGACUAUAUAUUGUGCUCAUUAUAUAUGUUUGAUUGACCGGAGGCAGAAACAUGAAACAUAUAAUGUUUUGUUUAGCGAUGUCGUCGUGUCACAUGAAGCUGUUCUUAACUUCACUCCAACUUUAGUUAUUGCCAAGAACAGCGCAACUACACACAAUUAAACAAUUUCCCAUGUCUGAAACAAUAACGCGUUAUAAUUAAACUAUGCACAUUAAUCCAUUGUGAUAAUGAUUUGAUUUAUUUAUCACUCUUUCUUAAGAGUUUUGGACUAGCUAGUAAAAGUAAAUUAAAAUUCUAAUUAGUUUGAAGAUAAGUAAAUCUUGUGCUAUUUGGAUCUGUGACCUUACAUAAUUCACUAAAAUCAAGUAUUAUUCAAUAUUAGAUCAUUGUUUUUAAAAGAAAAACAUCAACAUUUUUACAAUGGAAUUUUAUAGAAUUUCACGAGUAAAAGUAUUAGAAACAAAAUCUAAAAUAGCAACACUUAAUUGCAUUGAUUUAUAAGUUCAGACAUACAUUCAUCUACAGGCUACAGCUAACAUUGUUGACAAAUAUCAUUAAUCUAUAUGUAUGAUAUGACCAAGUUCGCUACACCAAGACGUGCAGACUCAAUUGAUCAUAUACUACAAUGAAUGAUUAGCUAAACGUGCGUGCAUGUCUUUUAGAAAAACAUAUACAAAAAUGUUACACACGAAAGAACACCCAAAACAACCAAAGAAGAAAAACAUGCCUGUCUCCAUCUCAAAGAGACGACCAAGAACAUCCAAAAAAACAGAAACCGAGAAACCCGAGGCAUCACUUAAAGAUCCUCGUACCGGCUGUAAUAGCAUAUGUUCGGUGUUCUCUAGUUCAAUUCUCUAUCGUGUUCCUCUCACGAUUCUCUUUCUCUUCUUUAUCUAUCUUUGGUCAACUUCCACCACCGUUAUCUCCGGUAACGUCGUUCAUAUAUGCAUCUCUUCACGGAAGCUCAACGAUCUUUACUGUCUCACCGCCGGUACUCAGCCCGGUUUACAUGUACCGGUCAGUAACUUCACUAAUCCGGUUAGUGAAAACGUGAUCAAAAGUGAAGAAGAGAAGAGUGUUGUUGUUCUUGGUGAAGGUGGAGAAAGAGACUCAGCCAGCUUUACAGUCGGAGCAAGCCCCGACGUCAUCAAGAAUGAAACUUCCACCGAAGAAAGAGGUUCCAGUCUUUAUCAAGAUUCUAAACCCGUCAAUGAGAAGAAUCUUGAUUCGUUUCUUGUUGAUUGGGAUUCAGAGACCGGAGAAGAGCGAUAUCGAUAUAUCAACUCCAAAGAUGAAGACGAGGAGACUGCUCUAAAGGCCGUGGACAAGUAUCUUAAAAUACAAAGAUCUUGGCUAUCAACCGUGAACAACCGCAAUAAACAAGGAUCUUGCGAAGGAAAAGGUAUCUACGUUUAUGAUCUACCGUCUAAAUUCAACAAAGACUUGUUGGGAGAAUGCUCGGACAUGGUUCCAUGGGCCAACUUUUGUAGCUACUUCAAGAACGAUGCGCUCGGUGAAUCCAUUGAGAGUCUCGGUAAAGGCUGGUUUAGAACGCAUCAGUACUCUCUUGAGCCGAUCUUUCAUUCUCGUGUUUUGAAGCAUCCAUGUAGGGUUUACGACGAGAACCUAGCCAAGCUCUUCUAUGUACCCUUUUAUGGCGGUAUCGAUGUUUUGAGAUGGCAUUUCAAGAACGUUUCCGAGGAUAUAAAGGAUGUUUUAGCCAUUGAGGUUGUUAAGUGGCUCGGAUCGAAACAAUCUUGGAGGAAAAACGCGGGAAAAGAUCAUGUGUUCGUUCUAGGAAAGAUCUCUUGGGAUUUUAGGAGGAAAAACAAGCUUUCUUGGGGCUCAAGUUUACUUGAGAUGCAAGAAAUGAAAAACCCUACGAAGCUUCUCAUCGAACGUAAUCCAUGGGAAGUCAAUGAUAUUGCUAUACCUCAUCCAACGUUCUUCCAUCCGAAAACCGACGACGAUAUCUCAAACUGGCAAAACAAGAUCAUCAUGAAACAUCGUAGGAGCCUAAUCAGCUUCGCUGGUGGAGCAAGACCUGGUAACCCUGAUAGCAUCCGGUCAACAUUGAUUGAUCAAUGCACGUCAUCUCCGGACCAAUGCCGGUUCUUGAACUGUACCAGUGGAGGCUGCGAUAAACCGGAGUCGGUUAUAGAGCUUUUCCAAGAUUCGGAGUUCUGUCUUCAGCCACCAGGAGACAGUCCGACAAGAAAAUCGGUUUUUGAUUCCCUUGUAGCCGGUUGUAUUCCGGUUAUCUUUGAUCCGUACACGGCGUACUAUCAGUACACGUGGCAUUUACCGGAGGAUCACCGGACAUACUCGGUGUAUAUAAACAAAGAAGAUUUGAAGGCAAAUAAAGUGAAUGUGAUUGAGAAGUUGAUGGCAAUGAGUCUAAGGGAAAGAGAGGAUAUGAGAAGUUACAUUGUUCAUGAGCUUUUGCCUGGUUUAGUCUAUGGUGAUCCUAAUGGUAAGUUUGAGAGGUUCCGAGAUGGUUUUGAUAUUACUAUUGAUAGUUUGCUCCGUAUGAUUUCAAAAAAAAUUGUAAGUUGAUUUUAUAUGAAUCUAACUAUCAUUUUCAACUGUAAUUUGUUUAUCUGAAUAUUGUCAAGAAUCUCAAAUGAUAUUAAUGUGACUUCUUGAUUUUUUAGAGAAAAUUAAAACCUGUUUUUAAAAUGCCUCAUGCAUGCCUAGUGGUGACUUGUGAGUAGAUAGGUUCGUAGGAUAGAUUACAAAAUAGGAUAUUUAGAGAUAAUGGCCGGUGUUGUUCUGUCUGACUAAAUGGCCUGUGUUGAUAACUGUAUUUUUGGAUCAUCAACUUCUCAGCAAUGACAUUGACAUUGGUUUGAAUUGGUUCUGCUUUUGUUUCACAAAUCCGAACUUGUUCCUCUAACGACUAAGCCGGUUAUCAAGAUAAACAAGCAUUGCCUCAUGUUUAUAAAACACCCGAGUAUCAUAAUCCACAAAACAGGUCAAUCAUGUGAUAAGAGAAUCAAAUUUACUGAAACAAAUACAAAUGUGGUGAGUUUUUUUUUGGUUCAAACAGUUCAUUUCACCAAUGCAUUGGUACAAAGCUUUUAACCUCAGACGAGAUUAUACCACAUAAACAAAUAAUGCAGUCUAGCAACAAGCUGAAACACUCAUUUAGAUCCAGCUCAACCUAACGUACAUUAUUGUUUUUUUCAACCACAAUGGGAUGAAUCACUCUACAACUCGAAACGAUUCACCUCUUAGACCUCCUAAAUUCUACCACUAAGUAACAAGACUACAGCGCUAUUCCUAAUUCUCCUAAGAUGAACUACAACAUAUGACUCGGAGCAGCUGGUACCAC
Brassica napus (rape) is the source of this 4628-nucleotide messenger RNA. Its product is annotated as xyloglucan-specific galacturonosyltransferase 1. The transcript has a single exon. Gene Ontology annotation, molecular function: glycosyltransferase activity. The coding region runs from base 1946 to 3850 and encodes 634 amino acids. The record is from RefSeq and is a predicted model, not a curated record. NCBI's taxonomy places the organism in Eukaryota, Viridiplantae, Streptophyta, Magnoliopsida, Brassicales, Brassicaceae.